Durio zibethinus is the source of this 1801-nucleotide messenger RNA. Lineage: Eukaryota; Viridiplantae; Streptophyta; Magnoliopsida; Malvales; Malvaceae. The record is from RefSeq and is a predicted model, not a curated record.
UUAACGGUUGUAACACCAAAAUUCAGUUACAUUUUCAUUACAAGCAGUAGCCAGAAUGGCGGUAACUACCUCUCCUCCUUCUGUUCCAAAUCUUCUCCAAUUCUCUGUUAAAUCUCCAUCUCCGUCCGUACAUUAUCUUCUCUUCGGGUCUCCAUGGCCAAACUCUUCUCCGAUCUUCCUUCAAAAGAGCGGAGUUCCACUACUUCCGGUCGCAGCGAAACCGUCUUCUAAGAGGAUUAAGUGCUUCGCUAGAUCAUCUACGGAACAAGAUCGUUUGAGCAAGCCGGGAACAUUGGCCGCUGAGAAUGUCGGUGAGGAUGAUGAUGAUGAUGAUGGAGAGAGGGAAGAUUCGAAGGUGCAGCAAAAACAGAGUUCUGCGGUUGCGACGCAGAGGAUCACUUCCUCUACCAGUGAUUCUCUCUUGCUUGGAAUUCGUGAGCCUGUUUAUGAGGUGGUCGAGGUGAAGGCAAAUGGAGUAGUAUCUAUAAGGAAGAUAAACCGACGUCAAUUAUUGAAAUCCAGUGGUCUUCGUCCAAGAGAUAUCCGGAGUGUUGACCCAUCAUUGUUUUUGACAAACUCAGCACCAUCUCUUCUGGUUGCAGACAUUUGUGCUAUUUUAUUUCAUGCUAAUUCUUUUAUUUGCCAUACAUGGGUCCAAUGUCUUGGCUUUGGGUAUCAGUUUGUUUCCUUUGUUUCCACGUAUUUCUGUCUAAAAUGUGCUUGCAAACUCAUAUUCCCUAUUCCAUGGUCUAAGGUACGAGAGCAUGCAAUUUUGCUUAAUCUGGGAUCAUUAAGAGCAAUAGCAAUGCGAGAUCGUGUUCUUAUAUUCGACUAUAAUUGUAAAGGUGGAAAGGCUUUUACGGACACAUUAUUGCCUCGACUGAAUAACAUGAAUGGAGGGCAUUGCAUGCCAUUCGAGCUUGAGGUUGUUGAAGCAGCGUUACUUUCACGAAUACAGCAUUUGGAGCAGAGACUAAUGGAUUUAGAACCUCGUGUUCAAGCUCUGCUUGAAGUGUUGCCUAACAAACUAACUGGUGACAUAUUGGAGCAACUUCGUAUUAGCAAGCAGACUUUGGUUGAAUUGGGUUCAAGAGCAGGGGCUCUUAGACAAAUGCUGCUUGAUCUUUUGGAAGAUCCCCAUGAAAUACGUCGUAUAUCUAUUAUGGGAAGAAACUGUACUCUAAAAAGGGGAAAUGAUGAUGUGGAAUGUUCUGUACCCUUAGAAAAGCUGAUCGCUGAAGAAGAGGAGGAAGAGAUCGAGAUGCUUUUGGAAAAUUAUCUUCAAAGAUGUGAAUCUUGCCAUGGUCAGGCCGAAAGGCUUCUUGAUUCUGCAAAAGAAAUGGAAGAUUCUAUUGCUGUCAAUUUAAGCUCUCGGAGGCUUGAGGUAAGCAGGGUGGAGCUACUUCUUCAGGUUGGGACAUUUUGUGUUUCUGUUGGUGCUCUAGUUGCAGGUAUUUUUGGCAUGAACUUGAGGUCCUAUCUGGAAGAACAUGUGUUUGCGUUCUGGCUAACCACAGCAGGGAUUAUUGUUGGCGCUGUUGUGGCAUUUUUUCUCAUGUAUUCAUACCUGAAAGCUAGGAAAAUACUUUAAUUUAGGAGUUUAGGUGAUGUCAACAGCAAAGAUUCUUGUUCCCAAACUAAUUGGGCGGCUGCAUACGGCUCCCGUGAUGGUGCUUCCAAAGUGCAUCAAGUGAUGUGCUUAGAUUGUGAUAAUUAUACCGAUAGGGCAAUUGCAAUAUAUAUAGUUCUUUGGAAAAUGUGGAUUGACUGUUCCAUUUGAUAUAGAAGUUUGAUUCAAAAA